CUUAAAGCCGAGGCAAAUGAAGCUUUCGCGAAGGGCCAGUGGGAUCGUGCUGUUUGCCUCUACGACGACGCUAUCGCGCUCCUGCCUGCGCGCCACAGGAUGGACGACGAAGGAUCCGAUGAUAGUGGAGACGAGAUGCAGGCGCAAGACAAGGGAAAGGGCAAAGCGACCGUGGAGGAGGAGGGCGAGCUCAAGACGCCCGCUGUGCUCGCCGAGGAGCAGGAGGUGUCGAAGCUGCGCGCAACAUUGUACUGCAACAUGGCGGCUUGCCACCUCAAGCUCGAGCAGUACAAAGUGGCCGUUGCUGCUUGCGGAGAAGCUUUGCUGGACGCUCCAGGCUACGUCAAAGCGUUGCACAGGCGGGCCACGGCUAAUGAGCACAUCGGCAAUUGGUCUGGUGUUUCAUCAGCCCUAGAUGACCUCAAGGUCCUGCUUACACUUAAAGACACGCCUGCAUCGCUAAGGCCAUCGAUCCGCAAUAAGAUCGCUCAGUUGGAGCCGAUGGCAAAGCAGCUCGGAGAGAAGGAGAAGGACGAGAUGGUGCAGAAAUUGAAAGGUAUUGGAGACAGUAUCCUCGGACACUUUGGCCUGUCCACCAAGAACUUCAAGUUCAAGCAGCAGGCCGGCGGAGGAUACAGCAUGGACUUCAUCCGUUGA
Molecule: messenger RNA, 657 nt
Organism: Tilletiaria anomala UBC 951
Lineage: Eukaryota; Fungi; Basidiomycota; Exobasidiomycetes; Georgefischeriales; Tilletiariaceae
Product: TPR-like protein
Exons: 4
Molecular function (GO): protein binding
Source: RefSeq, a predicted model, not a curated record